Molecule: messenger RNA, 1787 nt
Organism: Lottia gigantea (owl limpet)
Lineage: Eukaryota; Metazoa; Mollusca; Gastropoda; Lottiidae
Exons: 1
Coding region: 835-1383 (182 amino acids)
Source: RefSeq, a predicted model, not a curated record
CGACAGGAAAGUAACAUUAGUAUAUUGUGAAUGACUAUUAGGAAACUAAUACAGUGAUUUAGUACUAUGAAAGAACGGUGGAAAUAUAAGAGUAUAGUUGUAAUACAAGUUUACUUGCUAGUAACUUGACACACGAGUAUAAUACAAUAUUGAAUACUAUAUUUAUAUGUGGGUGACGUGACAAAAAAAAAUAAUGAAGAUUUGCCUAUCGACAGGAUCUAGGAGGAAUAUAAUAUCGGUUUAAUGUGAGAUUUAUUCAGUAAGAACGGAAUAAUGAUUUCUUUAACAAGGAUUUUUUUAUCGCAUAACACAGGAUUCUAAGUGACGUGUUUUAACAAAACAAUGUUAUUGGAAAUAAAAUCGCCUAAGGAGUAUUGUAAAUGUUUUUUUCUUCUGUAAUCUGUAGUGGGCUGGAAAAACAUUAUGGAAUCAAGUUAAGCCUCUGUUUUUUCUAUGGUUAAACUAUCAGAUCUGUUUGAAUGGGCUAUUUUAACUCCAUUGCCUUAGGGAAUUAAUGUAGUAGACUGUUAUGUUUACCUGAAUCGACAUAGUACAGCCUUGCUUCAGGACAACCAAUGUGAGUGAUGUUCCGUUUUUUUUAAUUUCUGAAAAACCAUUCAUAAAAAUUCUGAAAGAUAUUUUUAGAAAUUGUCGUGAAAUUUUUUGAGGGCGUUUGGACUAGAUAAAAUUGAAAAUACAGAAGGUUAUUUUUACGAGUCCAGUACACUUCGAUCUGCAUCAAGGCGUGCUUAAAACAGAGUUCGGAUAUUAAAACUCCGAUGCUUUUAGGAACCAAGUUCGCGGUUUCAAACCGGAAGUUAAGCAAACCAGGAGAUGGUCACACCUUCACCUAUGUUUAUACCCAAAGUGACCAAUGACACCGACAUUUUCAACGUUUCAAACAUUGCCAAUUAUUCCUCACUGAAUGUGUCCAACACAAACAUUGUGGUGGACGACGUCCACAAACCUCUUAGUGCACCACUUCAACCCGGGGUGACUAAAGAAUUUCCGCUGGCAUUAGUGGUUGCUAGCCCAGUUGUAGCAGUGUCCAUAUUAAUCUUUUUCUGUAUUGCGUAUUACUGGCAUUCGUCACAAUUAGACAAACGGGCCCAAAUGUUGGCGAUUCAGCAAGCGGCUGAUGCCGAAUGUGGACUUGGACAACGUAGCCCGGAACCCGAAAGAAACGUUAUUCAUUUAGAUGAAGGUUUACCAGGAAACGGACACCCAGGAGGAGGAACUGGCAGUGGAAGAAAACAUCGCGGUCGCCCUGGACGUAGGAUAUCCAGUCCGACGAAUACUGGCGCAAAACGCGGUUCAACGGUGACGGAUAAAGACAUAUUAACUCAUUACGCAGCAAGAAGGCAUUCGACAUUUUUUAUUUAGUGUUGGCGUUUCUGUGAGUGAAAUAUUGUGUGUGUGGUUGUGAGUAUGAAGACAAUACGUACGUGCGUGUGGCCUGCGUUUCCAUUCAUGUGUAAGCGUAUAAUAUUUGUUAUUAUUAUUUUUUUGAAACAUUACCGUACGUUAUUAUACAUAAUACCUGUGAUAGUAGCCAUGAUUCUCCAAUUUUCUUUUGUUCGCUAAUGUUUUUUUCUUGUGGAUUUCUGUAUAAAUGAGUCGACGAUGAAUCUGUGACCUGCUGAGCGAGAAACUAGCUUUUUAAUCCAAUUGCCAUUUACUGAGAGUCUGGUGUUUUCAUCAACUGUAUAUUUGUCAAAUUCCAUACGUCGUAGAGUUUUGAUUUUCUUGUGAUGCCAUUAAAAUCUGCUAACUCAAUUGUCAAAAUU